Messenger RNA from Drosophila serrata, 1657 nucleotides. RefSeq names its product spermine oxidase. NCBI's taxonomy places the organism in Eukaryota, Metazoa, Arthropoda, Insecta, Diptera, Drosophilidae. The record is from RefSeq and is a predicted model, not a curated record. Gene Ontology annotation, molecular function: polyamine oxidase activity.
CUGAUGGUGAAAGACGACGGGCGGUCUGUCCAUUAUACAACAAAAACUAAGUAGUUUUAACAAAAAAUUACAAUUAUUAUGAGUGCCUCAUCUUUACGCCUGCUUAGUAAAACCAAACAAAAUGCUCGCAUUGUGAUAAUUGGAGCAGGAUCCGCUGGCAUUGCAGCUGGCACACGACUCUUGGAACAGGGUUUCAAGAAUGUCCUGCUGCUGGAGGCUGAGGAUCGCAUUGGUGGCCGUAUUCACACCAUACCCUUUGCGGAUAAUGUCGUCGAUCUGGGCGGUCAGUGGUGUCACGGCGAGAAGGAUAACAUAGUCUACGAGACUGUCAAGAAUUUGGAUCUCCUCGAGGCCACGGAAGAUCACUACGAGACCUUUAAGUGCGUGCGAUCCAACAAGGAUGUGCUACCCGACGAAAUAGCGGAUCAGCUGAAAACUAUAGCCUUUAAGUCCAUACCGGACAGGCAAACGGAGCUGUUGGACUUCAACGGCACCCUAGGUGAUUAUUGUAACCAGAAAUUCUGGAAGGAAUUGGCCAAGCUUCCGCCCAUCGAUCUCACCAUUGCCAAGGAGUUUCUGGAGAUAUUUCACAAAUUCGAGGCCUCCGUGGAGGCGGCAGAUCACCUGUACGAGGUGUCCGCGAAAGGUCACCUGGAUUAUUGGCUGUGCGAGGGAGAACUGCUGCUCAACUGGCGGGAUAAAGGCUACAAGAGCUUCCUGCGACUGCUCAUGAAGGCUCGACAGGAUCAGCAGAGGGAUCAACCCGAGGAUCUGGGAGUCCUCAAUGGGCGCGUGAUGCUCAAUAGAAGAGUUUCCCAAAUGAAUUGGUCAGGGGAAGAUGAGGUAAUCAUAAGCUGCUGCAAUGGGGAGAUCAUCACGGCAGAUCAUGUGAUUUGCACUGUCUCCCUGGGAGUUCUCAAAGCGGAGCAUAAGGAGCUCUUUGUGCCAGGACUUCCCUUGGCCAAAGUUCGAGCCAUAGAAGGACUCAAACUCGGCACCGUGGACAAGUUCUUCCUGGAGUUUGAGCAUCCACCCCUGCCUAGUGACUGGCCUGCGUUCAACUGCCUCUGGCUGAAGGAGGAUUUGGCUGAACUGCGCGCCUCCGAACUCUUUUGGCUGGAGAGUGUCUUUGGCUUCUAUCCCGUAUCCAAGCAGCCAAGGAUUCUGCAGGGUUGGAUAAUCGGUCCACAUGCCAGGCACAUGGAGACGCUUACGGAGGAGAAGGUGCUGGAGGGUUUGCUCUGGCUCUUCCGCAAGUUCUUGCCCUUCGAGAUGCCGCAUCCCAAGCGGAUGUUGCGGACUCAAUGGAACGCGAAUCAAAGCUUCCGGGGCAGCUACACCUUCCGUUCCACGUACACGGAUGAACUGCACACGGGAGCCUGGGACCUGGAGGCCCCACUGCAGGAUGUGGGCGGCAGGCCGAGACUCCAGUUCGCCGGAGAGUCCUCUCACAAGCACUAUUAUUCCACAGUUCACGGUGCCGUUGAGACGGGUUUCCGUGAGGCGGAUCGACUGAACACCUACUAUAGGUCACGGACAGCUCAACUUUGAGCAUAGGAGCCUUGGUUGGUCAUCCUAAGGAAGAGUUAUCCUAGAGAGAAGCUUUAUAACUGAGCAAAACGAAGCAUUAAAAUCUUGAGAAAGAAAAGAUUAGCUU